UUUAGAGAAUUCUAAAGAUGUCUAUCUAUGAGAUGCUCAUCUUCACGAGGAAAGGUGACUGUAUCUUCCACCUUGACCUGACAGAGAAACUUGAUUUCUCAGACACCCAGAAGAUCACCGGCAGGAGAAAACUGGUAUUUGGACUCCUACUCUCGCUUAAAUCGUACGUAAAGAUGCUCUCUGCUGAGGAAUUUAAGUGAUAUUCCACUUCUUGAUACAAACUGCACUUUUAUGAGCUGCUGACAGGGAUAAAAUUUGUGCUGAUCUCCACUCCAAAAAUAGCAGGCGACCUGACUCACUUAUUGAAGAAUAUCUAUAUUUACCAAUAUAUUCCGUUUUUGAGCAAGAAUAUCGCUUAUGAGCUUGGAACCCCCAUAAAAUGCAAGCAUUUUAGAGAUAAUAUAGAGGAAGAGCUCAGACAGUACUCUAACUAGACCACUGUAGCAAGAUCCUGAGACAAAGUCUGAUA
Messenger RNA from Moneuplotes crassus, 469 nucleotides. The record is from the annotation of a GenBank genome assembly. NCBI's taxonomy places the organism in Eukaryota, Ciliophora, Spirotrichea, Euplotida, Euplotidae.